Ictalurus furcatus (blue catfish) is the source of this 2413-nucleotide messenger RNA. RefSeq names its product basal body-orientation factor 1 (gene bbof1a). NCBI's taxonomy places the organism in Eukaryota, Metazoa, Chordata, Actinopteri, Siluriformes, Ictaluridae. The transcript is spliced from 12 exons. Bases 863 to 2413 code for a protein of 516 amino acids. The record is from RefSeq and is a predicted model, not a curated record.
UUCAUGCCAUCUGCAAAAAAGCACAAAAAAACUCUGCAAAAUCCUGUACGGACUGACUAAGCCACCAUGUCCCCCGAACAGAGAUUAUCACUAUUCCAAAUUUAAGCUCACACUGUUGUGUAGUGCACUUUAUGUAGUCUUGCGUACUGUUCUGUGUUGCACUAUGGUCCUGAAGAAACGACAUUUCAUUCUGAAGUAUACCAGCUACAUAAGGGAACGCCAAUACAAACCACUUAGGGAACGAAUGUGGUUAGAAAUCCUAGUUGACUGGCCCAAUAAAGCAUUUCAAUCGAUUUUUAUGCUCCUGAAGCACAUCUGCAUGACAUUACUUAAGAACUACAUGUGGUUUGAGGGAUAUAUUUAUGGAAUAUGGACAUUCAUUCCUUCAACUUCAGUAACCGCUUUAUCCUGGUCAGGGUCACGGUGGAUCAGGAGCCCAUAUCCCAGGAACACUGGGUGUGAGAUGGGAAUACGCCCUCAAUGGGACACUACAGAAUCUGAUCUGACAUUUGAAGUGAGUGGAAUAUUACGCUUUUUUUUAAGUUAAUUUUUUUUUAUUAUUUUUUUUUUUUUUUUUGUAGAAGCAUUCCUUCAAAAUUCCCUUUGAGGUGUAAAAUACGGGAAAAAAUUAUGACUGAGUUGUAUGUUGUUUUUAUCUUAAGUUUGCUAACAGGUUGCAAUUUGUUGCGAUUACAUAAUGAAAAGAGGUAAUGAAAACGGCAUGAGGAACAGAGAUCAGGUUAGCGCCUCCUGCCCUGACUGUCUCCAUGGUAAUAGUGUGACACAAGGCACAAGAGCUGAGAAGUGCUGCGUAGCCUACACUGUUUACUGUGAUAAACUAAAGCUAAACUAAAGCAGAAGUAUGCCGAAGAAAAAAGCGAAGAAGGGAGGAAAGAAGGGAAAAGGAAAAGUAAAGAAGGAAAGCAAAUCGAAUUGCAUUAUGGAUAAGGAAUGUGAUACUGAGAGAGCUAAAGCUAACGCGGCUCUGUGGGAGGCCCGGCUCGAGCUAACGGAAAACUCGCGGGUGGAAUAUCGCGAAGCUGCUCGCAGACUGGCCCGAGCAAACGAAGAGCUCACAAACCAGCAGUACAAAGCCGAGAAGACCACUGCUGACAUCGUGGCUUUUCUGAAAAACAAAGAACUCGAGAAAGAAGCACAGAUUGCUGCACUGGAAGAACAACUGAAAGAUGAGAAAUCAAAAGCCCUACAGGACAAAGAGUUUUUAGUUGCGGAGUAUACGGUGAAGAUUAAUGAGCUGGAAGAGAAGUUUAAGAAGAGAUCCAGAGAUUUUUCCAUGAUUCAGGGGGAACUCAAGACCAUCAAGGAGUUUCGCAAAAAGAAAGCUCAGAUGGAACAAGAGUUGAUCACUAUGAAAGAAAGCAUGUACGUUGCUGACCGUGAACACAAGGAGAGUCUUGCAAGAAUGGAGCAUAAAUUUUUCAUUGAAAAGGUCUGUUUAGAAAAGGAAGCGGAGCAGAGAAUUGCCCAGCUAGCAGAGAAAGCCCACAAUGAGGCAAUUAUGCAGCUGGAUAAUGUGUCCCGCUCAGUGUUUAAGGAAAAUGUGCGUUUGAGUGAGGCACUUGGAUAUCACUUGAAAGAGGCGGAAGAGCUGAAAAGGAGCAAUAAGGCCCUGAAAGAGGAGAAUGCUUCUCUCUUCCUGGAUAAGGAGACCAGCAAACUAAUGAUGACAGACAAUGUGGCUCAGCUUGCAGCCCAGCGGAGCGAGAUUUCUGAGCUAAGGGCCAAAGUAGCUACCUUGGAGCAGGAGCUGGCCCUCAUGAUAAACGCGUGUGACCAGGAGAAGGUGGCCAUGCAGGAGCGAGCUGUAGUUCGUGCUCAAGCUGGCAGGGUGGAGCUGGAGAAGCUGCAGAAACUGCUGGCCAUGCGUGAACGUGAGAUGAGCCGAGUGAAGCGGCUUGCACAAAGCAUUGUGGAACAGCGCACCCAGCUUGAGCUCUUCUUCCAUGAGGCGCUAGCUCAAGUUAAGCAGGAGAUCAUAGCCAGCCAGAUCCAAUACAGACAGGAAGCAAUGGAGGCUUAUAGGAGACGGAUGAGUGAAGCACGAUCAGGGAGGAAGGAGUACCCUCACAUACGUACCUUUAACAAAGCUCCACACAGCACCAACAAUGUUUAUACUGAUCUGGAAGAGGCUGAAAGUUGGAACAACCUGCAGAGCUCAAAAGUGGACAUUUCUGACCUGACCUGGGAGCAGAAGGAGCGAGUGCUGCGGCUGCUCUUUGCUCAAAUGAAUGGUCUGAAAACAAGGAGAGCAAUGCAGCUUCCACCUCUGUCACCAUCCUCUGAGAAGGACCAGAAUGACAGCAAACCUGAAGCAAGAGAAGAAUCUCCCAUGACCUUUGUAACCCAGGCGUCCGUGUCCAACACGACUUCUAACUCCAGUGGCCUGCAUUAA